UUUGGGAGAAGCUGAGACAGAAGAAGCAAGCUGCCUAAAGGACAAAUGCCCAGUUAAUGGUUAUAUGAAAAUGUCUUUACUUGGAUAUGUACUUCUGCUUACAGCUGCCUUAUGCUGUACUGCAGCACCAGCAGCCCCUGACGAUCACUGUGAAAAACCUGAGCAAAUAAAAGGAGCUCAGUUACAAGGUGAAUGGCACGAUGAAACUUACCCACCUGGUAAAGUAGCUAAUUUUGUCUGCCUUCCGGAAUACACCCAGGAUGGACCCAUUAAAAUGGCAUGUAUUGAAGGAAUUUGGUGGCAUAUUGCUAAAGGCCAAUGCAAAGGUAAAAAAUGUGACAGACCUGACAUAAAACAUGGAAUUAUUGACAGAGAUUACUAUUAUCCGAGAGAAGUUGGAAGAUAUUUAGAAUAUUAUUGUGAGAGCAGUUAUCAGCCAAGAAGGUGGACAAGAAUCUACUGUACUAAUGCUGGAUGGGAACCUGAACCAAAAUGCUCACAUGCAUGUGUUGAGGCUCCAAAUAUUCAACAUGGAACGGCAAUAGAAAAUAAGAAAACUUUCAGCCAUGGUGAAAGAGCUAAAUAUGAGUGUGACAACGGUUUCCGGUUUAAAGAUGAAGAUGUAGCAAGUUGUGUAGAAGGACAGUGGAUGAACAUUCCAGUGUGUAUUUCAACAUCUUGUAAAUCGCCACCUAAAGUUCUGAAUUCCAAACCUAAAGGAGGAACUAAAUCUAGUUAUGCAUCUGGUGAAAAAAUUACUUAUGAGUGUAAUUCUGGUUAUUCCCUGGAAAGAUCAGGAGAAGCACAAUGUGACAACACAAAUUGGAUUAAUAUACCAGUGUGCAGAAGAACUGGAGCGCAGUGUGGUCCACCACCAACUGUGCAGUAUGGAGACACUGUGGAGAUUAGAAAAGCUAACUAUAGAUCUGGUGAGAAGGUGGAAUUUAGAUGCCCAGAAUAUUAUAUUCUUGACGGAAAUAGGUUUGUCACAUGCUUGAAUGGUGUCUGGAAUGAAGCACCAGUUUGUAUAGAGCCGUGUACUGCAAAGGAAAGGGACAUGGAAAGUAAUAAUAUACAACUAAAGUGGAGACCUGAUAGAAAGCUUUACAGUAGACAUGGUGAGACUAUAGAGUUUAUUUGUAAACCUGGAUAUGAAGCUCCUCCUGACACACAGAUGAGAAUUACUUGUAAUCAAGGAAAUCUGGAAUAUCCAAAAUGCUUCAAGAUAGGUUUUUGUGUAUUACAACAAUCGACUAUGAUUGCCAAUAAUAUUCAUUACAAUCUGAGCACUGUAGUGGACCAUGGUCAAAAAAUCCUAUUUCAGUGUAAUGACGGAAUGAUGGCAGAAAACAAUCUUGAAGCCAAAUGUGAACAGAGAAAGAUAAACUAUCCAAGAUGUACUGCUGCAAAAAGUUGCAAGGCUCCAGAAAUCCUUAAUGGGUUCGUUAAAACAGAACAGGCCAGUUAUGACUCCGGCUCAUAUGUGGAAUUUGACUGCGAUGAAGGAUAUGUGAUAAAUCUUGCUAUGAAGGUUAAAUGUGAGAAUGGUCUGUGGAGUAAACUACCAGUAUGUUACAGUCCAUGUAAAAUCUCCCCAGAAGAUCUCACUAGACAUAACAUUCAGCUACUUUCAUCUAAUGACCAAAAAACUAUUCCUGACAAAAAUUAUAAACAUGGCACAGAAAUAAGUGUUGUUUGCAUGUCAGGAUUUAGACGACCGACUAACGCAGCUUUGGUGCUCGAAUGUUAUGAUGGGAAAUUUAAGUAUCCAAGGUGCUUCUCUGGAAGGACAUGUCGUAUACUUCAAGAUGAUCUGGAUGAAAACAACUUAGAAUUGGAUGAAGUGCAUGAGAAUGAAGUAUUCUAUGCCGAAGGUGAAGUAAUCCAGUAUAAAUGUAAGAAUGGAUUCAACUAUCGUGGUCAACCAACUGGAAAAUGUUCAGAACAAAAAAUGAGCUAUCCAAAAUGUACAGAAGAAUCUUCAGUGUGAUUACAGUAAAUGCACACAGGAUGUAACAUUGCCGUCUGCAAAAAAACUGGAAGAAGACUCCUGCAAUGACUUCUAUUAAAAAAAAUAAAAAAAUUCUCAAUGUAUUCAUUGUAAUGUGGUAAAAGUCACUUGCUUUAGUAAAAUCUGUGUGUCACCAGGCAAAAAAUAAAACUAUAAAAAUC
Messenger RNA from Bufo gargarizans (Asiatic toad), 2172 nucleotides. Its product is annotated as complement factor H-related protein 5-like. The transcript is spliced from 12 exons. NCBI's taxonomy places the organism in Eukaryota, Metazoa, Chordata, Amphibia, Anura, Bufonidae. The record is from RefSeq and is a predicted model, not a curated record. Bases 65 to 1990 code for a protein of 641 amino acids.